Molecule: messenger RNA, 747 nt
Organism: Acanthosepion pharaonis
Lineage: Eukaryota; Metazoa; Mollusca; Cephalopoda; Sepiida; Sepiidae
Source: the annotation of a GenBank genome assembly
AUGGACACCCGUUCAAAGUGGUUUGACGGUUGGCAUUUUCCGCCACUCAAAGGUCACGUGGCUUAUCGUGACAAAGCCGCCAAUAAGUAUCCACGUGCGAACAGACGAUAUGCCGACAUCGAGUCGAGAAGACUUUCCUACAUAAUACGAGAUUCUCUUCCAAAAAAAGAAAAGCAACAAGCAUUUGUCACGAACUCUUCCAGAAUCUCCACUUGUCAACUACAGCGAAAGUUCAAGUUCUACGUACUUACAUCCAACUCCAUCGAAGGAUCGUCGCACGUCAGAGAAUUCAUUAUUCUAUCAACACUUAACCGUUCUCUUACCGUUAACUCAUCGACGGCAGUCAACCUAGCAUCUUUUAAACAACGUUGCCAGAGUAUCAAGCGAACCUUACCUCUCAUCCAAAGCAAAAAUCUGUAUCUAUCGAUCUAUCUCAUUCUGUUCGUAUCUAUCUAUCUAUCUAUCUAUCAAUCUAUCUAUCUAUCUAUCUAUGUUCAUCUCUCUCUUUCUUACUCUCUCUCUCUCUAUUUAUCUAUAAUACUUGAGAGGUACUAUUUCCGCCUGUUCUUAUCUAUCUAUCUAUCUAUCUAUCUAUCUAUCUAUCUAUCUAUCUAUCUAUCUCAGUCUGUUCGCAUCUCUCUCUCUAUCCAUCUCAAACUAGCCGUGGCCUUCUGCUUUUUGUCUGUUUAUUUUGUUUUACCUUCUUCGUUUUUCAUUUCUCUGAAACGAUUUUGUCUUUCGGAUUAA